Molecule: messenger RNA, 1134 nt
Organism: Camellia sinensis
Lineage: Eukaryota; Viridiplantae; Streptophyta; Magnoliopsida; Ericales; Theaceae
Source: RefSeq, a predicted model, not a curated record
AUGGUUAGUCGUCAUGCUUUUGAAGCUGUUGAUCGUACAUUUGGGGACAUAUUGAAAAAUACAGAACAUUGUUCAGAGGAUAGGGUUUUUGGUGGAAAACUAUUUGUGCUUGGUGGUGACUUUAGACAAAUAUUGCCUGUCGUACCUAGAGGUGGGCGUGAACAAACAGUGGAAGCUUCAUUACCUAAGUCAACAAUUUGGGAGCAUUGUCAAGUUUUGCAUCUUACCAGAAAUAUGCGUGUUACAGCACAAGAUAUUUCUAAUCAUACGCGUCAUGAAUUAUGUGACUUUGCAAAGUGGAUUAAAUUGAUACCAGAAAAAUUUGUUAUAAAAAAUGAAGAAAGAGAUUUGCACCAGUUAAUCGAUACCACCUAUCCUGAUUUCAUAAAUAACUAUCAAGAUAUGUCGUACUUAAAAGAACGAGGCAUUUUAGCUCCUAAAAAUAGUGAUGUUGAUGAAAUCAAUUCUAUUAUGCUUUCGAUGCUUCCUAUAGAGAUGAAAACUUUUAACAGUGCCGAUAAAUUGUGUCCAACAGAAAGUGAGAGCAAUGUUCAAGACAUGAACCCUCCUGAACUUUUGCAUUCUUUGAAUUUACCAAGACUUCCAAAUCAUUGUUUGCAGUUGAAAGUUGGAACACUAAUAAUGCUUCUAAGAAAUGUCAACCAAUCUUUGGGAUUAUGCAAUGGCACUCGAUUAAUUGUUGAUAAGAUGGGAAAUCGAGUAAUUGAAGCUAGAGUUAUUACAGGGUCUAGAGUUGGUGAGAAAGUACUACUUUCACGUAUUGUUUUAACACCUUCCAAAAAUCAUACUCCUUUUACAAUGAAAGGAAGGCAAUUUCCAAUAAAGUUGGCAUUCGCUAUGACAAUAAAUAAGAGUCAAGGGCAAACUUUGAAGAAUGUGGGCCUUUAUCUUCCGAAUCCAGUCUUCUCUCAUGGCCAGCUGUAUGUAGCUCUAUCACGUGUCACCUCCCCAUCAGGCUUAAAGGUGUUGAUUGUUAAUAAACAAGGCAUACCGGAUGAUGUCACCAAAAAUAUAAAUAUGCGGCCUCCUCUAAAUUUGCGCCGUAGUGAUCGUUUGGUGAUGCAAAAUGCCAUAAAUGAAUUUGAAACUGUACCACAUAAAGAGCGUUUACGG